This is a messenger RNA of Vitrella brassicaformis, 1145 nucleotides long. The record is from the annotation of a GenBank genome assembly. Lineage: Eukaryota; Vitrellaceae.
GGCCAUCGUGCGCGCUACAAAUCGGGUUGAGGCCCAGUCAUUCCAUGGGUGAGUGGGUGUCUUUUCCUUCCUUUCCUCUCAUCAUCCAUCCUACAAUAUAUAUAAGACAGCACGGCACGGCACGCUUCGCGCACUCCCACCACACUCGGACCGAAAAACAGACACUAUCUAUGCACAGGGGAGGGAGGGGAGUCCGUGAUCCGUCCGUCCGUCCGUCCGUCUGUCCAUGCGUCCAUGCAUCCUCGAUUGUGCCGUGCCGUGCUUUCUGCAGCCCGUCGGUCAGCUACAUCCGGUCGGCCUUGGUGAGGCGCUGGUCAAAGAUCGACCUGAGCGGCGCGAUGGAUGCAACACAAGACACACAAAAUGCACAGCACAACACAACAGCUGCUCGGUCGCUUUCUCCCUGUGUGUGUGGCUGCGGCAUCAAGUGUGUCCAAGUGGAUGGAUGCCCAACGUUCUCACAUUUUCUCGGUGGUCUGGUGGAUGAGUGUGAGGAUCUCAGGCGGCGGGUUUUUACCAAACGUCUCUGCACGCUUCCAGCGCUCCUCCUGCAACACACACACAAACACACACCACAGAGGCAAGACCGACGAAAACACAUACAAACAAGACUCAAUCCCUCGAGUACCCACCACUCACCCCUCUCCCUGCUGACCCGCGUGAGGCCCAUGCAUGGUCCAUACUUGGAGUCCAUGUCGAACUGCCGCAGCUGGUACUCCUCAUCGCUGCAGUCCCACCCAAACGGACUCGUCCCAUCGGCGCUCGGCACGGGAACAGGAUACACGCCCGGCGUGCUGGCCGCGGAGAAUAUGCCAGGGCCAGGAGUGCCCGCCGCCGUGCCCUUGGUGGUGGGAACCGGUCGGGAGGGCGUCGCAGUGGACGCCGAGCCGACGGAGGUCCGCGGCGAGGGCUUCUUGUCGGUCUUGCGGGAUAUGGCACUGCUCAUUGUGCGUCGACGAAUGGAUGGCGUAAGGUGUACCUGACAGACAGACAGGCAGGCAGACAGACAGACAGGGAUGACAAGCCUUAGGCGUACAUGCAGCUGGUGUGUGAGAAGUGGAUUCUCGCGCAUCCUCACCUCGAUUGCGAUAUGACAGGACCGUUCGGGAUGCAGAGAGAUGUGAAGCGAGGUAAGUGCGCUCAGG